CAUAAAAAUAAAUCUCAAGCUCAAGGUAAAAUUGGUACUCAUCAAUGGCAAAUAUGAGAUCUUCAAUUCUUCCAAUCCAAUCUCAUUACAAUUUGAAGAGCAAACUAUUCGAUCUCGGGAUCAAGAUUACUCUGACAAAGUGGAAAACAUAAGAUUUACACAGAAAUUUUUGGCAAUAAGAUUUUUUAGGAGCUCGAUUCCACUGUCAUAUUAGACCAAUGAAUUGGUUGAGUUUCUAACAUCUUAGAGACAAUUUGAUUCUCAUGUCGUCAGACGAUAUUUGGAUAUAUCAAGAAAUUCAUUCUUUAAAGAAGUUUGCAAUUCAAAUUCAUGUAUGAACAACUCAAGUAUUAGCCACAACAAGUUGUAAUAUGAAAGUUUUGACAAAUUUUUUAUUGAGAAUGCUUGUAAAACGCAUACCAUGCUACAUAACAUGACACCUAUAUGCAUUUUCUAUUUUAAACUACAUAAAUAAGUAAUUCAAUUUUAUUUGAAAACUAUAUCAUCGAUGUUAAAUAAAUGAGAUAUCCUACCUUGAAAACUAAUAAGAGACAGAUUGCAUAAUUAUAAUUGAGAUAAAAUAAUUUGAUAAGACUAAACAACCCUUUCGUACUCUGCGCAUUAGACAAGAAAAAUUGAUUGGGGUGGGUGCUGAAAGGAUUUGGAUUUGGAGGAUGAGGAGGACAAACCAUUUCACUGGACCUGCAUUUAUAUAUGCGCGCGUGUUUUGUAAUCCCCAUGACACGAAUGAAAGCCACGCGGGUUUAGUGGUUUUGUCUCUUAUCUUCUGAUUCUUCACCCAAUCAAAUCAAUAAGGGGAUUAGGGUUCGCAGCUCCGAUUGACGAUUGAGAAUAGUGAGAAUCGCCAUUGUUCUUCCUUCGUCUCUGUAGAGGAUCCUGUGCUUUCGCCCGUUGUUUUCCUCGGUGCCUCAGUCGCCCUUUUUUGGUAUUUGCACGUAAUCGUCUCAUUAUCGAAAUCGUCGUUGGAUUCAGUUAAUCGCCGUUCCCGCUAGGUAAUUGUUUGUCGUCGUAAUUUGAGAUAGCGAAUGAACCCUAGGUUUAGAAAACGAAAUUGCUUUUUACAUCUAGUUUGACUCAACAGUGUUGAUUGUUGGAUAUCAUCCUCAGGACUUUUUGGGUUUAUGUUGUUGUUUUUGAGAAAGAUGUGAAUGGGUCAGAGAAUAAGCGAGCGGAGGAGAGCAGGAAGGGAUAAGUAUGAUAUUGUUUGGUUGAAACGAUUUGUUUAUUGCUUGUUGUUGUAGGAAUUAGACAUGGGAAAGAGGAAGUCAAAGGCAAAGCCACCACCUAAGAAGAGAAUGGACAAGCUGGACACUGUGUUCAGUUGUCCCUUCUGCAAUCAUGGAACAAGUGUCGAGUGCCGCAUUGAUAUGAAGAACAUGAUCGGUGAAGCUUCGUGUGGUAUCUGUCAAGAGAGUUUCAGCACCACUAUCACAGCUUUGACUGAGCCGAUUGAUGUAUACAGCGAAUGGAUUGAUGAGUGUGAACGAGUCAACAAUCCUGACGAUGAUGGUGCCUGAAGGGCAGGCAAGUACUACUGCUGGAACUAUGUUUGGCUUUCACCAAGGGCAGCAGGCAUUUGAACCUUGCUUGCUAGGGCCUGAAUAUUUUGUUGUAAGCUUGUAACUAUGGUGGUAGCUCUUUGCUGGCAUAGGGAUGCAGAUGAAUAUGCCUUGUGGUAGCCUCUCAUUUUGGGUUACAUAUUAUAUAUACUAGAAUCAAUACCCACGGCUACGCCGCGGGUACUUAAGUUGCUGCAAUAUCAUAUUCUAAUUAGUAGUGAGGAGGCUUGGCAAUUUAGAGGAAUGUGUCCAACUAACUCAAUCAAUUAAUUGUAUCCUUUACG
Molecule: messenger RNA, 1864 nt
Organism: Linum trigynum
Lineage: Eukaryota; Viridiplantae; Streptophyta; Magnoliopsida; Malpighiales; Linaceae
Source: the annotation of a GenBank genome assembly